Molecule: messenger RNA, 1539 nt
Organism: Aureobasidium musti
Lineage: Eukaryota; Fungi; Ascomycota; Dothideomycetes; Dothideales; Saccotheciaceae
Source: the annotation of a GenBank genome assembly
AUGCAGCGAGCAUUCAGAAACGGCAGAGCACUGGCGGCGCUGCUGUUUCUUUUCUGCUACCUGUGUCUUGUCGCUUCGGCGCAGUCUGAAACCAACAGCAACAAGACAUCUGGCCCCACUGUCAGCAGCAAUAACAGCAGCAUCAACAGCGUCAUUUCUUCAGCACAAGAUGCACGCAACAUCGAUUCGCGCCAGACCACAUGCCGUACCGGCACUGUCAACUACAUCACCCACUCGUUGCCCCAGCAGUGUCUGAGUCGUUCCACGCCGACCUCGAACUCGACAACCAGCCUUACCCCUACCAUAACCCCUACCCAGUCCAUUGCGCAUUCGACCUCCCUGUCAAGCAAUGUUAUCCGGGAAGAGCCUCUUUCGACAUCAUCAGAGACCCAACUCUCGUCCGCGACGCAACCUGAAGCCGAAUUUGAGACGGAUUCACCGCUAGACAAUGCCAACUUCCUAUCAUUUGAGGAAUGGAAGAAACAGAACCUGGCCAAGGUUGGUCAGUCGCCUGAUCAUGUCGGCCAGAAGUCCAAUUCUGGACAAGACAAGCCUCGUAAUCCACGCCCCAUUGACAACGCCCUCGAUAUACUUGGAGAGGAUUCGGAAAUCGAGUUGGACUUUGGUGGCUUUGGAAGACCAGACAGUCCUUCGUCAUCAACUGCUAGUGCUCAAUCAGCUGUGGCCUCCGAACCCACCCUUCGGAGUAAAGAUGCUGGCAAGACCUGUAAAGAACGUUCAAACUACGCUUCAUUCGAUUGUGCUGCGACUGUGCUCAAAUCCAACCCCGAGUCUAAAUCCGCCCAUGCUGUUUUGAUUGAGAACAAGGAUAGCUACAUGCUCAAUAUUUGCUCGAGCUCGAACAAGUUCCUCAUUGUCGAGUUGUGCAAUGACAUCCUCAUCGAUACUAUCGUCCUGGCGAAUUAUGAAUUCUUCUCUUCCAUUUUCCGCAAUUUCAGAGUCUCGGUAUCUGAUCGAUACCCUGUCAAAGCGGAUCGCUGGAGAGAGCUCGGUGUUUUCGAGGCCAGGAACUCCCGCUCAGUCCAAGCGUUCUUGGUUGAACAGCCCUUGAUCUGGGCAAGAUAUCUUCGGAUAGAAUUUCUGACUCAUUACGGCAGUGAGUAUUAUUGUCCUGUCAGUCUGCUUAGGGUACAUGGUACCACAAUGAUGGAAGAGUUCCGCCAUCAGGAGGAUCUGGCUCGUGGUGAAAUAAGCGACGACCUAGAGUCUGUCAUGCCUGAUGCAUUGCCAUCUGCUGCUCAGGAAUAUCAGGAAUCUCCNCAGGAACCUCUCCAGUCUUCAAAAGAGGCCGAUAAGUCUGUCGCUGUGGAGUCUGCUCGUCCCAUUGAGACUCCAACCGACGCUCCCACUGUUCUGACCCCCUCUGGCUCAAGUAUGGAAUCUGCAGAUACUUCAGCAGCAUCCACGUCAACGCAUUCUGUGGUACAGGUUUCUAUCACAGAUAGCAGUCACAUAACGACCAGUACUCAUGUUAACACACCAAGCAAUGCUNNAACAUCACGCUAUCACACAACAUGA